This is a messenger RNA of Mytilus trossulus (common blue mussel), 7331 nucleotides long. Its product is annotated as cilia- and flagella-associated protein 65-like. The record is from RefSeq and is a predicted model, not a curated record. The coding region runs from base 156 to 5519 and encodes 1787 amino acids. NCBI's taxonomy places the organism in Eukaryota, Metazoa, Mollusca, Bivalvia, Mytilida, Mytilidae. The transcript is spliced from 42 exons.
AAUUUGAUAAUAUCAAAAUCGCUUAGCAACAGCGCCAUUUUCAUGUUUACAAUAUGGCGGCGGAUAAGAUUGAACAGAAUUUCUUGUAAAAUUUUGGAAAUUAAACAGACAUAGUUCCACAUUCUUAUUCAAGGGGACAGAAAAAAAACGGCAUCAUGCCAGCAGUUUUGGAGAUGACCCAGGUUGGACCAAUGCCGGGGGACCCUAGUAAACUGGAGCCGUCAACAAGCCCACGACAAAUUCAGAUAUUAAAGAAUAAUUACUAUGGAAUUGAGGUCAUCAAUAAUGUGGUUUACCAAGGAUGGGAACCGGGAAGAGAAUACACCAAAAAUAUUGUACUGAAAAAUGUCAAUGUCAAAACACAAAAAAUUAAAUAUAAGAAUCCAAAGAGUAGAUUUUACACAACACUGUUCCCAAAGCCAGUUGUUUUGAGUGCAGGUACCAGUUUCUCAUUGCCAAUAACAUUCCGACCACUGGAGAAAGUUGUCUAUGAAGACAGUAUAGAAUUCCAUACUAAGGAUGGGGUAUUUGAAGUACCAAUUACAGCUGUUUUGCCUCAAGUUGACAUCACAGUCCCAGAAUUCCUAGAUUUCAGUAUGUGUGCUGCUAAAGAUUCUGUAGAGACCCUAUUUGAAGUUAAAAACUCAGGUGACCUUGAAACCAAAGUGGAAUGGGAAGUCGGAGAACCUUUCACUAUAGACCCACCAGCAGCAAUAUUAAAAUCUCAGCAGAUUAAAAAGUUUAAGGCAACAUUCAAACCAGAGAAUGCCAGCGUAUUUGAAGCAGAGGCUGUCUGUAAAUAUGGAAAUGAGUUGAAUCUUGGAAAAGUUACAAAAUUAGAAGGAAUAGGUAAAUAUCCCCACAUUUUGAUUUCAUUGCCCGGAAGACCAGCUACAACACUGAACAAAGAUAACUUGGAGGCCACAGUCCAGUUUGGUGGUGCUCCUGUUGGAACAACUUUACAGAAAUACAUAGAACUACACAAUUUAGCUCCUGUACGAGCUCCAUUUAAAGUAGAACAUCCAACAAGAUUAAGCAGGAUAGAUACAGUAUUUGACUGUCCACAGAAAGCAGGAAUUGUUCCUCCAAUGGGAUCAAUCAAGUUACCUUUGACAUAUAACCCUCACACAGUUGACACAACAAGUAUUGAUUAUUUUCAUAUUGUUGCUAUUGGUAACAUCAGUAAAAGUGUGGUCAAGUGUCAAGGUGUCUCAAAAGGUCCAUUUGUUCAACUUAGUUCACCAACGAUCAAUUUUAUGCAAAUUGAUUCAGGACGGAUUGGAACAAAGACUAUUGAUAUUGUUAACAACUCAGAUGUAGAUGCUCAGUUCCAGUUUAUGAUUGACUGUGAAGAAAGUGUUUUCAAAUUUGAGAAAUUAACAGGAACAGUCCGAGCUAACAGCACUAUAACAGUGAUAAUAAAGUUCUUUCCAGUUCAUCCAAUCAACUAUUAUAAACGGCUGGCAUGCAUUGUCCACAAUCAGGGACCAUUGUUUUUAGACCUUAUAGGAACAUGUCAUUCAGAAACAGUGAAACCAGCAGUAUUAUUAUCUAAACAUUUAGACCGAUAUAAAUGUCAUGUAGAAAGAGGCCUGUCUACAUACCCACCGGAGGAACUGAAUGAGUUAGUUAGGAGCAACAAACUGGAAAUAGAUGACGCUGGAGCAGUUAUGAUACCAGAGACGGAAGUAGAACAUCCACACAAUCCACAGUCAAUACACUCGGUCCAUCCAAUGGACGAAUAUUUCAACGACGGGUUCCACUGUGAUGUUAUUAACUUUGUUCCUCAUGUGAGUUUGGAGACCAACAACAUUGAUUUUGGUAACUGCCAGAAUAUUAGAACUAUUGAAAAUAAGGUGAUCAACAUUACCAAUCAUACUAAAGGGAAGAUAACUGUGCAGUGGAUGGGAGGACAUGAGAAAACAUUUUGUGUGAUGCCUUUAUCUAUGGAUAUACCACCACUGAAGUCAUGUGCCUUCCAGGUCACAUUCAAACCUAAUGCACCAAAUCAAUUUUACGGAUCAGAAUUGGAAUGUUUUGCAUAUUACAAGAGUUUAAGAGAUUUCCGUCUGGUAGAAGAUACAACACACUUUCCACCGUGGUGUUUAAAUCUAACUUGUUCAGGUCAGACAUUCCUGCCAAACAAUGAGACAUUCCUACCCAGAUUUACAUUAGACACAUCACGUUUGGUAUUCCCAGCUGUAAACACCAAAGAAUCAGCGUACAGAACGUUACAGAUGAGAAACAAUGGGACAACACCUAUCUUCUUUGAUGUACAGAAAGAUCCAAACAAUGUUUAUUCUGUGAAGCCUGCCAAAGCUUUGAUGAAAGGUGAAAUGAUGACCUUCGUUGUGAAAUGUACACCAGCAGAGGUCAGAACGUAUAAACAUAACUUGAUGUUACGGCUGAAUGACAAUGAAAAGUACAACAAGGAGCUUGAAGUAUGGGGAUCGGCUGAAUCCCCAGAAGUCUUGUUAGAUACAGAUGGAUGUUUAUAUUUCAGAGAAACUUGUAUCGGAACAUUCUCAAAACAAUGUUACACCAUCAAAAAUAUUUCUAGGAUACCUCUAAGAUUUGAAUGGAAGUUUAAAUUUGCAGAUAAGAAAUUAUUGUCAGUAACUCCAGAUUGUGGCAUCAUUCAGCCAAAUGAAAAUCAGACACAUGCUUGGUCAUUUACUCCAACAUCUAAGGAGAAAUAUGUGAUGAAGCCUAGCCUGAUUGUCUGGGGACAGGGAUUCAGCAGUACAUCGUCUGGUGGAAAGAAAAAGGAAUUUAAUAUUAGAGCUAUUGGUGAAGGCACUAUUGGAGAUAUCAAGGCUGACCAGACAUAUAUUGAAUUUGGGGAUGUUGUGGUUGGUAGUUCAGCUUGUAAGACUAUUACAAUUUCUAAUGAGAGUACAUGUAGUCUCCAUUACGAGCUAUUUAUAGAACAGACGAUGACUGGACCUUAUCCAGAGGAGCUAACCUUAGAUGACAGAAUAGCUCUUCAGUUAGAGAGAACAGAAGGUAUCUUACCAGCUAGAUCUAAACAUGUGAUCAUGGCAACUGUGAAACCAGUCAGACGGGUCCAGUACCAGUUUUCUGUUUCAUAUAAACUUGUGACACCGGAAGCCACAACAUCACAUCCGACAGCCACAGAACCUCAACAUUUGUGUCAUGUGUUGACUACUGGAGUGUUCCCUGUCAUGGCCGUCACUGAUGCACGUUGCUAUGGUAGUGCCAUUGGUAUUAGUAAGAAACAGUUAUGGGGUCUGUUCUCUCUAGACAAUAUGAACGUUUGUUUGGAUUCAGAUCCAUCUGCUGAGGAACUGAGAUACAGUGUAGCUACAAGGCACAGUCACCAUAGACGGCCACCAGUCUACACGAGAGCUAUAUUAGACUUUAACUUCAGUGCCGCACCAGUGGGAAGUGAGCCGUGUAUUGUGAAUUUGAUGUUUGAAAAUACAGGAACUGUAGCCACAGAUUGGGCUUUCCUGUUCCCAUCAGACUUACAGCUAGAAUUAGAGUACUGGGCAGAGACUGGAGAAUUUGAUGAAGAUGAACUACAUGAGAUGAAGGUGAUGGACAACAAAUUGUUUUCCGUAGAACCACAGGAAGGAAAACUUCAACCAGGAGAGUGUCGAACUGUUACCUUUACCUAUAGACACAACAUGACUGGAACAGAUAGACUUCCUGUCCUUCUCAAGCUAGCUCGGGGUAGAGAAGUUCUGUUGAAUUUUAUUGGAGUAACAGUUGAAGCAGAAAGGAAUUAUAUCCAUUUCCCAUCCAAUAAACAUCUGUUUACUCCAGUACCAGUGGGAGAGAAAUCCAGUCCAAAACAAGUCUAUGAACUUUAUAAUGGAGGUGCUAAAACAGUUAAAUUCACCUUUGACCUUGCACCUCUUGAACUCUUACAACAGGAAAAUUUUGACCAGCCAGUAUUUGAGUGUUUGACACCAUUUGGAGAGAUACCACCAGGACGAUCGCUUGCUGUAGAAUGGAGAUUCUCACCAAUUGAGGCCAAAACUUAUAUGGUUGAUGUCCCAGUGAUCGUAGAUAAAGGAGAUACAGCUAUAGUUACAUUUACUGGUGUUGGAUAUGACAAGAGGAUCAUGGGAGAAACCAUGCCGAUGACUGACCAAUCAGAUUUAACGGGUGUUCCUGGAGUACAGAGCGCCAUUGUUCCUGGACAGCUUGUAUACUUGUCACAAGAAAGGCUAUCAUUCGGAAACCUGCCAUUAUUCAGCAGAGCACGACGUAUGGUGUUUGUGUCUAAUCGUUCAAAGGAGAAUGAUGCUUCGUUUGAAUGGCAUGUUACUUCACAGUCAGAUGCACAGUAUUUGUCUAUAUCACCUGUAAGAGGUUACCUGGCCCCAGGAGAGAGCCGCAUGUGUCGUGUGGUAUUUGUUGCCUGUGGCGUCCCAUCAUUUUAUGACCUGGACCUAGUUUGUGAGAUAACUGACGAAGUAGAGAACAGAGCGUACAAACAGAGAUUACAGGAUUGGAACGAAGAGAAACGUCGACAGACAUACGAGUUUACAAUCACGGAGAACGAUCUAGACGCUGAUCAACGUUUACCUGAGGUUGAAAUCAAGGAGAGGUCAGCAAGUCGACUUAGUUCAUUAGAAACAAAACGUGAGAAUUCAGAAGGAGAGCUGACCAAAUAUAGGACCCUGCCACCAAUCAAGGUGCUAUCCCCUGAUGAGGAGAAAGAAAUUGCUGUACAGAAAAUGAAGAAAGAUUCUCUACUGUGGGAAAAACCAAACUCUCCUAAGCCAUUUUUACUACAUCUUGGACUAACAGCAAGAACUCAUGAUGUUAGAGAAUUCCAAAUUAAUUUCCCUGAGGAAUACAGAAACUUUUAUAUAGAUCGUUCAUUAAGUGAGAAAAUGGCACCAAAAAUAGAGAAGAAACAAAAACAGACAGUGACCACACCUGAUCUAAUAACAUGUUCUACUGCUGAGGCUGAUGUUGUGUCUGGUGUCCUUAGUAAUGUGCUGCGGGGUUUAUUGGAUGAUACAUACUUCCAUGAAGCGGUCAGAAAAGUGACCAAUGAAUCAAUUCCAUAUUAUGCCCAGAUCGGCCAGCGUCCAGUUACAGCACCAACUCCAUCGAGAGAAUCUACAAAGGUUACUGGAAGGUCAUCUCCUCCAAAGGAAGAUGAUGGUCGUGUCUCUUCUGUAUCCCUGCCCAUGUCAGAAGCUGGUUCCGUAGUCAAUGGUCAACGACAAAGUCCUCCUUCAUCUGCAGGAAGUCAGACUAGUCAGAAAAAGGGAAAAGGGAAGAAUGGAAGAAAGACAAAAACACCUCCUAGGUACACUCGAGAUGAAAUCCAGAGAAUUAAACUUGAAGAAAGUAGAUUGAAAGAAAAACAGUUGUUAAAAAAGAAUCCAGAGUUUGGAAACAUGGCCGAAUCAGUAAUGGAGAAUGCGUUAUUGAAUAUCAUGACUGAAGCUUUGAAUGAAGAAUUCAACAUCACUGCCAGACCUAGAUUUAUAGCUCUGCCUAAGCGAACAGCAUCUGCCAAAAGCCAGAAAUAAGAUCUAGGAUUGUAAACAAUUCAGAAGAUAAAGACACUUUCUUGAGUUUAUGGUCUUUGUGUAUUGACAACCAAUUCAGUAUUCAGAAGAGGCCAUGCUUAAAAAAUCAUGAAUAGAAGAUUGAUAUAAAGGGAGAUAACUUUUCAUCUUAUAAGCAAAUGGGGAUAUCUUCAAUGGGCUAUGUCCCUUUACCAUGCUAGGAAAGGGACAUAACUGAAUUUGAAGUAAAUGUUUCUCUUUAUGAUAUUUUGACCAAUGAUUCCCUAGAGAAUAUGAUAUAAGUGGUGCCUGUGUUUUGAUGUACAAUAUGUGCAUAGGUGUGCGAAUAAAAUUCUUAGUGUGCAUCUUAUGUGUCAGAAUCUUCUGGGUUUAAAUUGAAAGCUUUCAUUAAGCAAUUGUUAUGGAUUUAAUUGAUGGACAUGUUACCAAUUGCAUGAACAUCUACUCUAUUUUGCAUGCACUUUUGAAUUACCCACAUUGUUUGAGUUUUUCAUAAUGAUGAGGUUUUUGUAUGUAUCUUUUUGUUUAUAUGAGUGUUGUAGAGCAGUACACAUGCAUAAACACUGUUUGAAUUAUAAUUGUGUUACCUUACUGGAUAAAUUCUUGAGGGCAGGCUUCAGUAAAUAGAAAGGAAUUGAUUUGAGAUUUGGUAAUAAAUAGAAGAUUGAUUAUUGAAAUCUGUUACUUUGAAUAUUGUAAUAUAAAUGACAUAGGGAGGGAAUUUAGUUAAAGACAGACAAUUGUCUUCUAUUCAUAAGAUGUACUGAAAAUGAAAUAUUAAUUGGACUUAGUUCUGUAUCAAAUCCUUUCUUGGGUUGUAUUUUGAGAAGAAGAAAAAGAAUAAUUGCUUUUUUUUUCUAAAUGAACCAUACUGUAUGAAACAAUAUUGUAUCUGUUUACUUGUGAUAUUGUAUAUGUAAUAUAUUUAUAUGUUAUUUGAAGCAUCUGUGAUAUACUGUUAAAUGUACAUUUGAAGAGUUUUAUAUUAUGUGUGUAGCACUUAAAGCUGCUUUAAGAAUGUCUGUUCUGCUAUUUAUUCUUUUUACAAGACAUUUCAUAACACAAAUAAUUCUUCACAUUCUGUAAAUAUUUUGACAAAUAACCAGCAAGUAUUGUUAUAUUAAGGUGGUACCUAACACUACAGGGAGAUAACUCUGUAAAGUCAGCUUAACGUUUUAAUAACGUUGUGUUGUAAAGGGAAUAUUAAGCUUCUCAAUGAUCAAAAUUGGUGUUUGUCAAUUUACCAGUGUAAUUUUUCUGACAAAACGCUUGGUUCAAAAAUUUUUAAAAAUUUUUAUAUUUUUGUUUAAGUGUCAAAGUUAAUAAACUUUGACAAAAAUUGACUUUGACAAAAUUUUAUGAAAAUUAAACGGGCCAAAUUUAUUUUAGUGAAAGUGUUGGGUACCACCUUAAGUAAUUAUCUGUAGUAUCAUUUCAAUCUUUUAUAUCUAUAGAAUAUUCAGUCUUCCUUUCAGGUAUUUAAUAUUAAACGUGAACUAAUGCAACAAACAAUAAUUAUUUAUUAUGGAGGCUUUGUACAAAGAUGUUUCAGUGAGGAUAGUUGAAAUUUUGUUUUGCCCGUUAAUUUUAAAAUAUAAUUUUAUUGAGCGUUGAACAAACAAGAUGACAGAAUAGGAAACAUAGACUAUGUGGUAUAAGACUGUCAGAAAAAAUCCGUCCUGAACUUUUAAUUCUAUUUCAUAUAUUGUAAUACUGUUUGUCAUGUUUGAAUUCAACACACCAAAUUGUCAGGCUGUUUUGUCUGUAUAUGAAUUUAUAUUUUUACUGUCAAAAUAAAAAAUGAGAAGUUCA